Molecule: messenger RNA, 1874 nt
Organism: Syngnathus acus (greater pipefish)
Lineage: Eukaryota; Metazoa; Chordata; Actinopteri; Syngnathiformes; Syngnathidae
Gene: prkab1b
Product: protein kinase, AMP-activated, beta 1 non-catalytic subunit, b
Exons: 8
Coding region: 317-1099 (260 amino acids)
Biological process (GO): signal transduction
Cellular component (GO): nucleotide-activated protein kinase complex; nucleus; cytoplasm
Molecular function (GO): protein kinase binding
Source: RefSeq, a predicted model, not a curated record
CGUGUAUUCGCAAAUGAACACAACUGCAAAUAAAGCCCCCCCCACGGAACGAGUCCGUACGCGAUGGUCGUGAUCACGGGGCGCGUAAUCGAAGUAGAGGAAAGGCUGAAAAAAGCGUCUCGUAUCACUCUUUAAGGUUACUUUAGGUCUACACUGGGUGCACGUCUGUUUUGUUCUUGAAACGAGAAAAGUGCUGCUCAAAGACCGGAAACAACGGCAAAAAAGGACUUCACGUCUCCAUUCACUCCUCUCUUCGGCCCAAGACUGCAUAAAUCCAGACGUCAACUAAGAAUCUUUAGUGUUAGAUGCUGUUAAAAUGGGGAACAGCAAUAGUGACAGAGCCAGCGGGAGUCAGAGUGAAAGAGGCAAGGAGGCGCGUCCCAACAUCCUGAUAGACAGCACAGAGGAUGCAGAUAUAUUCCAGAGGGAGGAUACAAAGGCACCACAGGAGGAACAGGAGUUUCUGGCCUGGCAGCAGGACCUGGAGAGCGAAAACAAAUGUCCGACCCUUGCCAGGCCAACGGUGUUCCGCUGGGCCGGCAGCGCCAAAGAGGUCUUUGUGUCUGGCUCAUUUAACAACUGGUCCACCAAGAUCCCUCUCAAUAGAAGCAAGAACAACUUUGUGGCAAUCAUGGACCUGCCCGAGGGAGAACACCAGUACAAAUUUUGUGUAGACGGACAGUGGACAUUAGAUCCAACAGGGGCCGUGAUCACAACCAAAACCGGAACCGUUAAUAACAUUAUCCAGGUGAAGACAACUGAUUUUGAAGUCUUCGAUGCCCUCCGAAUUGACUCUCAAGAUUCUGCAGACAUCUCCGACUUGUCCAGUUCUCCUCCUGGUCCGUACCAACAAGACGCUUACGUCGUCAAGCCAGAAGACAAGCUCAAACAUCCGCCUAUUUUACCCCCACACUUGCUCCAAGUGCUGCUCAACAAAGACACGGGCAUCUCAUGUGACCCAACCCUGCUUCCUGAGCCCAACCACGUGAUGCUGAAUCACCUAUAUGCCCUCUCCAUUAAGGAUGGCGUAAUGGUUCUGAGUGCAACACACAGAUACAAAAAGAAGUAUGUGACUACUCUUCUGUACAAGCCCGUAUAGCUAGAGAUCAUUGUCAUGAAAAUGUAGUGGCUGCUGAUGUUUUCAUAAUUUGAUAUUUCCUUUUCUUUUUGUUUUUAUUACAAUGGGCCUUAUUUUUUAAAUUGAUGCAUAGAUUUUUUUUUAUUUAACUCCACACACAAUUUGAAUACUGUAUAAUCACCGUCAGAUUCAUGAUGUGUGUAUGUUGAUGAAUCUGAAUUCAAUCUAAAUGAAAGCUCAUGCUGUAAUUUACAUAUGCCUUUCCUUUAUUUGACCAUAAACGGGCAUCAUCCCUUUGACAGCAUUUCAGUCAAUGCCGAGGGUUUAUAAGUCAGCUCAUUAGCAAAUAGCCAAUUGAAGUUGAUGUUUAUUGUUAAACAUAUUGAUUUUAUAAAAGACUGUAAUGUCGAAAGGUUGUGCAUCCUGGGUAAAAGUGAUGUUUUUUUUUUCCAAUGGCUGAUACAUGCAUUGUGCAUUUGCAUGAUCUGACAGGUUUGUUUGCGGAAUGCGCACAAAAACAAGUCUGACCAUAUUGACGAUCGAUUGAAUAACAUUCCCAUGUCAUUUUCUUUAGGUGUGUUCAAAUCCAUGUGUGAUAGUAUGAGAACUAUUGCGCAACCUUUUGGCUCAAUGAACCAAAUUGAGUCCAAGUUGCCUCGAAUCUCAAACCAAAGCUAUAAAUUUGUAUUGCUUUUGUGGUAUGGAGGCUUAUAUGUACACCUAAUCUAUCCUGAUUCAUUUCUAAAUGUUCAUUUUGUUUGUCGAAACAAGAAAUAAAUAUGCAUUUUGAUAAGAA